Molecule: messenger RNA, 1333 nt
Organism: Rhipicephalus sanguineus (brown dog tick)
Lineage: Eukaryota; Metazoa; Arthropoda; Arachnida; Ixodida; Ixodidae
Gene: ORMDL
Product: ORM1-like protein 3
Exons: 4
Coding region: 403-858 (151 amino acids)
Biological process (GO): ceramide metabolic process; negative regulation of ceramide biosynthetic process; intracellular sphingolipid homeostasis
Cellular component (GO): endoplasmic reticulum membrane
Source: RefSeq, a predicted model, not a curated record
AGAGUAGUAACUGCGCGUGAGGUUUCCACAAAAAUAACGGAGGUCACGUGGUUUAGACCGUGUACGUGCGCUUGUACAAAGGUGUACAGCCCAAUCAAAGAGGACUAAAGAGGCGCUCGAGGCGCUAAAUGUCUCGAAGUGCUUGCGUGCGCAAGCCGUUCAAUGUGCUAGGACAUUUCCUCUUCGGCAUCGCUCUCUUUCCUCCUGCGAUUCUGCGCCACUUCCUAUCGGUCGCCAGCUGAGCCACUUAGGCCCCUGGGUACCCGAAGUACUUCCGACGCAAGAAUUAUCAAUACCUCAACACUGUAUCCACGUAUUCAUCGGAGUCUGCAACGCGCGAUCGGACAAGCCUCCAGCCACCGCUGAAACUGUGACUCACGCUUUGCAUAUUGACAGUUCACCAUGCUAGACGGCAGUGCUGCAGUCAACCCCAAUGGCUCCUGGCUCAACAGUCGUGGCAUCUGGCUUACCUACUGUCUGGGCAUUCUCUUGUUGCAUUUGCUGAUACUCAGCUUCCCUUUCCUAAGCGUUGCCUGGGCCUGGAGCCUAACAAACCUUACACACAAUGUGGCGAUGUUCUUCUUCCUUCAUACGCUAAAGGGAGUUCCCUGGGAAUCGGCAGACCAGGGCAAGUCACGAUACCUGACGCAAUGGGAGCAGAUUGAUGAUGAAAUGCAGUUCACAGCCACAAGGAAGUUCCUCACUGUGGUUCCUGUUUUUCUAUUCUUCCUAACAAGCUUCUACACCAAGUAUGACUCCGUCCACUUUGCCAUCAACUUUUGUUCCUUGAUGUUCGUGCUAAUUCCCAAGUUGCCUCAGUUCCACAAGGUUCGACUCUUUGGGAUCAACAAGUAUUGAAAGCAAGCAGAGAAGCAGAGAUUGGGUGAUGUUUCAGUCGUGGAUAUAUGUCCAACAUCUUUCUUUCAUAUUUUGUCUUUCUUCUUUAUUGUUAACAUUACCAAGGCAACCUUGCCCUGCUUACUACUUUUGUAAUAGAAAGCCACAGCUGUGUUAAAAGCUGCCACACAAUCAAUGCAAUUAUGUUCAUAUUAUGCUUACGAUGUUGUCGUUACUGUUUUGUAAUGAAACAAAAUAAGUCAUAUUGACAGAUAUUAUUUUUAGAUAGGGGAGCAGUUGCUAUUUUUGUGCAGUAGCAAAAUUUGCUCGUUCUUGUCAAUGAUGUUUUAGCACUGUUUUUGUGCAGUUGUUGUGGUGCAUGACGAAGUCAAUUACCCACGUAAUUGAUGAUGCAUAACUCCUUUGUGUAAUAGGAGUGCUCUAGUAUAUGUGAUACAAAGUGCCUUCCUUAUUUAAUAAACUCUGUCAUCACACA